This is a messenger RNA of Malaclemys terrapin pileata, 2321 nucleotides long. RefSeq names its product epithelial mitogen (gene EPGN). The transcript is spliced from 5 exons. Bases 1 to 432 code for a protein of 143 amino acids. The record is from RefSeq and is a predicted model, not a curated record. NCBI's taxonomy places the organism in Eukaryota, Metazoa, Chordata, Testudines, Emydidae. Gene Ontology annotation, biological process: epidermal growth factor receptor signaling pathway; positive regulation of cell population proliferation; positive regulation of mitotic nuclear division.
AUGGCAUUUGGAAUGCUAAUAUAUAUUUUGCUAAGAGCAAUGGUAGCGCUGGGUGAAGAGGCAGCUAUUACUGUUUCGUCGCUAACCACAGACAUAUGGAAUAGCUGGGCAAAAAACAACACCGAAGACUACACGGAGGAACCUAUUGCUCUGAAGCUUAUGAAAUCCUGUCUUGAAGAACACAAAAGUUAUUGUAUUAAUGGCCUUUGUGCUUUUCACAGUGAACUCAAGAAACCCAUAUGCAGGUGCCUGACAGGUUACAACGGAGAAAGAUGUGAACACUUGACGUUAAAUUCGUAUGCGCUUAAUUCUUAUGAGCACUAUAUUGCCAUGGGAAUUGGCGCCGGAAUGUUACUGAGUGGGAUCAUCGCUCUAAUCUAUUGCUAUGUAAGAAAGAGGUGCGGGAAGUUGAAAUCACCGUACAAAGUCUGAACCAGGGAGACAGCGUUGUGAAGAUCUGACAUAGGAUACUUACCGAUUUUCCUGUAAAUUACAGGAGGUUCCUAGUUGAAAGACCUACCAGUGCCAACAAAAUACUAGCAGGUGCCACUGAUAACCAGAGACAAUGGAAAUCCAAUAGCCGGUACACAGCUGGCACGCCUGUAGAACUGGCUGGCUUCACUCAUUUUGAUAAAAGCCUUCGUUGCUUUAAUAAAGGUUGUUGGGGGACUUAUCUGAGUGGAUUGACAUGGCUUCCCCUGUUGUUGGACUACAGCUCAUUUGUUUUUGGGUGGAGAUCUGACUUCUUUUAGCUGCUUAUGGUAACUUCAAGCCUUGAUUGUUCAACAGGGAAGGGCAUUCUGUAUGGAGGAAGACAACACUAUGUCUCUCAACGCUCUGAGGCAAAGAAUGGAGUUCACGCGCUGCCAAAGGCAAGUAAUCAGUCUAGCCCACUUCUGGUUUCCCAAUGGCCUAUAGUCUGGGUCUGGGCUGACAUGAAUACUGCGGAUCUCUCAAGUGGGUUAAAUGCAAUAUAUGCUUCUAUUGCCACAAUGGACAAAGGCGGCAAAGGCUUUGCACUGGGAAAUGGGUGAGUGAAAAUUAAAUCUAAGAAGAAUAAAGAUCAGCUGAUUUUGGAAAACUAAUAUUGAGAAUGAGAGCAGUCCCUGAGAUCUUAGAGGACAAAGGGCUCCUGACGUUUUGAGAAGAGUAAAGCUCAAAUGGACUACGAAAGUGUUCAUCUGGACAACCUUGAUCUUCCAGUACAUCACAUAGCAGCUCCCCACACUCCCAGACUUGUCAGUCAGGCAUCUUCUUGCCCAGUGAUGUGCACUGCUGGACAAGAGGCACAAGACUCUACUUGCUAUGGAAGUUGCAAUUUUGUUAUAAGGACUCGUUAAUACAGUUCUACCCAGCUGGCUUCACUCUCAUGGAACUUGUAGUAUAUCACCAUUUAAACAAGAAUGAAAUGGGUAGAGGAAAUAUGCCCAGCUCCACCCUGCCAGAUUAAUAUUAUGUGCUUUCUUUUUCAUCUUCUCGUGCACAAGAUGUCUUCAGAUGGGGAGUUUUGUUCUUGAGAUAGGGAAAUAAAAUAGAUUCAGAGGACAAUGGCUCUUGAAAGACUUUGCAGCUUCUAACUGUGAGUUUUGGAAUACUGGUGCUGAUCAUUUUCAACAUUGCUCAGAAGGGUUUUCGUUUCAGGUGCUGCACAUUGUGGAUCCAGAUUUCAGCUGCAUUUAGACACCCAUGGGGAAACAGUGCCUAACUGUGUAAGCGCUAAUUUGGGGACAUCAUUUGUCUUUUGAAAAUCAGGCUUCCUUGUUAUGUGUGUUCACUUUUUCCAAGUGAUGCGUGUCAUGGGUUAUUUUAUAUAAUGUCAUUAGUAAGAAUUGAAAUGCUCACAACAAAAUAUGUAAGAUAGGUCAACAUGCACAUUUCCCCCUUUUAAACUGGACCCUAAGUCCUCUAGUAUGACAUGCCCUGCUUGAUUAGAAGUGCCAGUGUACAAUGAAUACAAUAGCAAGGAUGUAUUGGCAAGGAGCUGACCUUAGGUACAUUACCAUCCAUUUCCUCCAGGUUUUGAAGUGAGGAUUCCUUAAGGCAGGGGUCCCCAACGUGGUGCCCGCGGGUGCCAUGGCGCCCACCGGGGCAUCUAAGUGUACCCGCGUACUGGCCGGCGGACGAGCAUCUGCCGAAAUGCUGCCGAGAAGCUGCUUCUCGGCAGCAUUUCGGCAGCAACGCCUAUUGACGUUGCUGCUUGUCGGCGGCAUUUCAACGGAUGCUUGUCUGCCGCCACGGUCCUCCGUGGCUCGUCGUCUGGCACCCACCAGACGAAAAAGGUUGGGGACCACUGCCUUAAGGUAUAUUGUUUUGGUUUUCCU